GUUGUGUUUUGCUUGUUUUUGUUUAUUAUAUGUCCGAUUUCAAGUCUCAUUCUCAUAAUUUGUUAUAAAUAUAUAGUCUAUGAAUUAUGUAUUGUAAUACUUAAAUAACGCUUGGCUUUUUCGUUAUCUAGAUAUAAAUAAUAAUUAUACCUGUGGAUAUAGUAGGUAUAUUAAGACCAGAUGGGGGUCAAAGGUUUAACAAGUUUUAUCCAUGGAAGGUCCGAAAAAUGUAUGGAGUUUUAUGAAUUACAUGAUACAAAGGUUAUAUUAGAUGGUAAUGCCGUUUUAUGCCAAUUAUAUUACAAUUAUGUUAAUACACGAAAUGGAUGUUUUGGUGGAGAUUAUGAUAAAUACGGUAAUACAAUUUACAAGUUCUUUCACAUGCUUUUCCAAUGUAAAAUAACUCCAUACAUAAUACUAGAUGGAGGUUAUGAAAGUCGAAAAAUUGAUUGCAUAUUGCAAACAUUUAAGAAUAGAAUAGUUAUAGCAGAAAAUUUGAAUCCUAGAACUGAUCCAAGAAAAGAACCCAACCCUAUUUUUCUUCGGGAAGCAUUUGAAGAUAUAGCUCAUAAGUUAGGAAUUAAGAUAGUAAGAUGUGAUUUUGAAGGUGAUAAAGAAACUGCUAACAUCGCUAAGGCCUUAAAAUGCCCUGUAAUAAGUAAUGACUCAGAUUUUUAUAUUUUUGAUGUGCCCUAUAUACCAUUUUCAACAAUUAAAUUGAUUGUUGAGUCUGCUUCAUAUAUAAAUACAGAGACAAAAGAAAACCACAAUUACAGAUAUCUUCCCUGUAAAAUUUAUAGAAUAGACAAAUUUUUAGAAUGUGCAGGUGGAAUGAGCAAAGAAGUUUUGCCAUUAUUUGCUGCUUUAGUGGGGAAUGAUUUUAUGGAUGGAAUUAACAUAUCCAAACUUAAUAUGCAAGUGAAGUAUUAUAACAACUAUAACAAAAUUGAAGCUAUAAUUAAAUGGUUACAGACAGAAUCAAAAAAUAGUGCAAUAGAAAAAGUAUUAAAUACUUAUAGACAACAUGAACGUGAUUUCAUGAAUAAAAAAAUUGAAGAUGCUAUUAUUGGUUACACAUUUAAAAACAGUCAAUAUUUAAAGUAUUUUGAUGAGGGUAUAAAAACUGAUGAAUUGGAAAAUGGUUAUGAAGAAGAUAAAUUCAAUGAUUUUGAAAAAUUAUUAUAUACUGUUCCUACACUUUUCAUAGAGAAAUUUAGGAAGGCUUUGUAUCCUACCAGGUUUAUGGAUAUAUUUACACAGAAUAAGUACUACAAUUUUAGACCACAAGUUGAAGUAGCAGAAUAUGAGGAUGCUAAUGCAAUAAGUUAUGAAAUUAUGUCUGCUAUUCAUAAAAUAUUAACAAGUUCCUCAGAGAAUUUGAUUUGUCUUAUAAGGAAUCAGAGUGCUAUGAAGGAGAUAACAUUACCUAUAUAUCAUAUUGACCUCCCAAAUUUAACAGAAAUUGAAUCAACUGAACUCAUAGAAAGACAAGCAUUGCUAUUUCUCAUUUUAAAUAUUGAUGUAGACUUUUCCAAACAGUGUUUAGACCAUUUUCCAGAUUCUUGGCAUUUACUUAUUCUCACUUUAAAAUACAUGAGAAAUAAAUCUGUUUUAUCUUGGUAUGUUUUAUAUUCAAUUAUUAUUGGCAAAAUAGUAAUUGAUUAUAUAGAUCCUAAGAUUGGUUUUUUUCGAUCUGAGGACGAAUUUAAUAAUGAAUUUUACAGUAAAAUGAAAGGUAUAAUGACAAACAAAAAAUCAUUGCAUUUAAAACAUUCAAACAACUUAAAAGAUGCCUUAGAUAAUAUAACUUUUGAAGAUGCAGUAAUGUGUAUGAACACAAUUAAAGUAUAUUUUGAGUUUAAUAGACAAUUGAAAAGGGAUUUAAAAAUGUAUGAUAGAAAACUAAUGCAUUCAUUGUCACAAUUUCAAAGUUGCUUUCUUCAUAUGAAGAACCUUAAUCAGUUGCUUAAUUUGCCUUAUCAGGAUUUCCUUAUAACAGAAUGUUUUAAUGGUACUUUUGUUUAUAAUUUGAGCUAUAGCAUGCUCAGGAGGGACAAUCUAGAUGAACAUACCAAAGGUUUAUUUCAUAAUGCACCAUCAAUAUUAAAUACUUUUGAAAUAAUUAUUCAUCUUAUCAGAGAAUGUGAGAAAAGCAGUUAAUCAUACACACAUGCAUAUCUAAUAUUGUAAGUUCUUUUUUAAAAAAUCGUUUAUGUAUUUUUAUAAAAAUUAAAGACAUUUCAAAGG
Molecule: messenger RNA, 2247 nt
Organism: Diabrotica balteata
Lineage: Eukaryota; Metazoa; Arthropoda; Insecta; Coleoptera; Chrysomelidae
Source: the annotation of a GenBank genome assembly